AUGUCCAACCCAAUCCGCAACGUUGCCAUAAUCGGCGCAACUGGCCAGAUGGGCUCUCAAAUAGCCAAGACCUUGCUCCAACACGGCUUCGAUGUCACAGCCAUUCAGCGGACCGAGUCCACCAAGACCGUCCCAUCGGGAGCCAAGUCCAUCAAACUCGACUUGAAUGACGUAAGCGCUCUCACCAAAGCCUUCCAAGGCCAGGACGCGGUCAUCUCGGCUGCGCCAGACCCCAUCGUCCUGGAGAACCAGAAGCCGUGGAUCGACGCCGCCGUGGCCGCCGGCGUCAAGCGCAUCGUCCCUUCCGAGUAUAGCACGAACGUGGACUCGCCGCUCGCCGAGGGUCUGCCCAUCGUCGUAGACAAGGUCCGCGCCAGACGCUACCUCGUCGAGCAGAUCGCCAAGAACGACAACAGGUCGAGCUGGAUGAGUGUCAACAACGGGCCCUUUUUCGAUGCCGUUCUCAGCUUCGGCGGGCUGGGUCCCAACUUUCGAAGUAAGACGGCCAGGUACCACAACGGUGGGGACAACUUGAUCGGGACGACCAAGAUUUCGGAUAUUGCUGAGACGAUUGCCAAGAUUCUUCGUGAUGAAGGGGGGCUGUAUAAGGAGGCUGAAAAUAAGUCUGUGUACAUCCAUUCGGCGUCCGUCAGUGAGAAGCAGUUGACGGAGAUGGCAGAGAAGGCGACGGGUCAAAAGUUUGCCGUGCAGAACCUUGAUGUCGAGGAGGUUUACCAGAACGCCAAAGUCAAGUUUGCCGAGGGGGAUAGAUCAGUCUGGAUUGACUUCUACUACCAGAUGAUGUAUGGGAAGGGAUAUGGAGGGAGCGAAAGCUUCGAAAAGAUGAGCUGGAAUGAAAAGGUUGGACUGAAGAAGAUGAGCAACAAGGAAAUCGAGGAUGGAAUCAAGCAGGCGGCUCAACAGGCCGGGAUGAUGAGUCAAUAG
Molecule: messenger RNA, 945 nt
Organism: Colletotrichum orchidophilum
Lineage: Eukaryota; Fungi; Ascomycota; Sordariomycetes; Glomerellales; Glomerellaceae
Exons: 2
Coding region: 1-945 (314 amino acids)
Molecular function (GO): oxidoreductase activity
Source: RefSeq, a predicted model, not a curated record